This is a messenger RNA of Quercus lobata, 899 nucleotides long. Its product is annotated as probable glutathione S-transferase. The transcript has 2 exons. Lineage: Eukaryota; Viridiplantae; Streptophyta; Magnoliopsida; Fagales; Fagaceae. Gene Ontology annotation, cellular component: cytoplasm. The record is from RefSeq and is a predicted model, not a curated record. Gene Ontology annotation, molecular function: glutathione transferase activity. Gene Ontology annotation, biological process: glutathione metabolic process. Bases 60 to 731 code for a protein of 223 amino acids.
UACAAUUCAAGUCGAUAAAGCCUCCCCCACCACACGAAGAAAAUUAAGAAAAUCUAUCUAUGGAAGAAGUAAAGCUACUAGGAGCCUGGCCAAGUCCAUAUGUUCAUCGAGUUAUAUGGGCACUGAAACUCAAGGGUAUCAAAUAUGAAUAUGUAGAACAGGAUGUAAUAUUCAACAAGAGUGAUAUGCUUUUGAAGUAUAACCCAGUCCAUAAGAAGGUUCCUGUGCUUGUUCAUGGUGAGAAACCCAUCGUAGAAUCCAUUGUCAUCCUCGAGUACAUUGAUGAGACUUGGCCACAGAACCCCUUGCUUCCAGAUGAUCCUCACGAGAGAGCUGUGGCUCGGUUUUGGACAAAGUUUGAAGAUGACAAGAGCCCAGCCUUUUUUGCUUUCUUUCGCGGUGUAGGGGAAGAACAGGAGAAGGCAACAAAAGAAGCCAAACAACUGUUGAAAAUAAUAGAAGAUCAUGGCCUUGGGGAGAAGAAAUUUUUUGGAGGCAAUAAGAUUGGAUUGGCAGACUUGGCCUUUGGAUGGUUGUCUGCCUGGCUUGAAGUCAUGGAAGAAGUAGUUGGUGUAAAACUGAUGGAAGCUAAUAGCUUCCCACACUUAGAAGCUUGGACUGAAAGCUUCAAGGAAGACCCCAUGAUCAAAGAGAACCUUCCUGACCGCGAUGAAAUGUUGACAUAUUUCAAAAGCCUAAGGGAAAAGUUUAUUGCAUCAGCAACAACAUAAAUAUAGAUUCAUAAAUAUAAAUAAGGAUCAUAAAUGUGGCAUGCACAACUUGUUCUUUAUGUCUCAUUGUUGGAAAAUUACUACAUGAAUCUUAGUUCAACAUGCAUAACAAACAAGAAGUGAUGUCUAUGUGGGAAUAAAUCAAUUUCGGCCUCCUCAUUGCUUGGA